Messenger RNA from Pogonomyrmex barbatus (red harvester ant), 937 nucleotides. RefSeq lists its product as uncharacterized. Gene Ontology annotation, biological process: nucleosome assembly; negative regulation of DNA recombination; chromosome condensation. The record is from RefSeq and is a predicted model, not a curated record. Gene Ontology annotation, molecular function: nucleosomal DNA binding; double-stranded DNA binding; structural constituent of chromatin. NCBI's taxonomy places the organism in Eukaryota, Metazoa, Arthropoda, Insecta, Hymenoptera, Formicidae. Gene Ontology annotation, cellular component: nucleosome; nucleus.
GCCGAGCGCGGCUACUUUUAAACAGCGUCAUCUGUGAGCGUUUAGAACGAAAGUUUAUAUUUGUACUUCGUCUUUGAACGUCCGCAAUUCGCUCUUCUCUUUCUCUUUCUCUUUAUCCGUGAUGGAGGAUAAAAGCGCAUCUGGUAAUGCCGCGGCUACGGAAAACGCAGCCGCCGGUUCACCGCCUGCGAAGAAGGCCGCGAAAUCUAAAGCGAAAACGCAGCGCCCGAAGUCCACGCAUCCGCCGACCUCGGAGAUGGUCACAUCUGCCAUCAAGGAGCUGAAGGAUCGCAAGGGCUCGUCCGUGCAGGCCAUCAAAAAGUACAUCGCCUCGACGUACAAGGUUGACGGGGAGAAGUUCGCUCCCUUCAUCAAGAGAUACCUAAGGGCGGCGGUUACUUCCGGUGCAGUGGUGCAGACCAAGGGGAAGGGUGCAUCGGGCUCCUUCAAGCUCUCGACUAACAAGCCCGCUCCAAAGAACAAGGUAAAACGUACCGCACCGAAACCGAGUUCGGAUACUAAGAAGACCACCGAGAAGAAGGUUGCAAAGAAAGCGCCCGCCACGAAAAAGGCAACCGAAACUAAGAAGGCAGCGGCUGAAAAGAAAUCUACAUCUGCCAAGAAGACAGCCAAAACAGCGGCAGCGAAGAAGGUUGAAGCCGCGGCGAAGCAGAAAGCCGCUGCUCAGACCAAAAAUCUAUCCAAGACCAAGAAAGCCACCAAAGCUCCAGCCGCAAAGACAAAGACGCCCAAACCGAAAACCACUAAGGCAACAGCUACCAAGACCGCAAAGGCAGCAAAAAAAUAAUUUUCUGACACUGCUGACACAAAACUGGCCCUUUUCAGGGCCCCAAUCCUAAUACGAUGGAAUGAUCUCUCUUGUAUCACAAUAACUAUUAAAUUUAUUACUUCCUUUCCAGGAUUAUAUUUAUAGAGA